AUGUCUUCAUCAGGUGGCAGCGCACCAGGCGAGUUCGCCCACGGCAAAGUCGAUCCCAGCGAGGCCGGGAAGAAGGGUGGCUUGUCCAGUGGAGGCGGAACCAACACUGAUUCCAGUUCCACCGGUGGCACGAGCGGUGACAGCUCAGGUAGCGGAAACAGCGGAGGAAGCCAAAAGGGGGAAUUUGCUCAUGGUAAGGUCGAUCCAUCUGAGGCUGGGAAGAAGGGCCGAAUGUCACCAAGACCAGUCACGGGCGGGGCAUGCUCAGGAUUGUCAUCUCGAGUUGAAGCGGCGAGGCUCAGAGCCACGCUCAGGUCCAAAGAUGGAAGUGGAACGUGCUCACGUCGAGAUUCCGACGUCGAAUUCAGUGUUUCCCGCACGUCGUACUUGGCGAAGGCAAUCGGCUUCUGGGAAGAGACAGUCAUGACGAAAGCUCAGAGCCAGCAACUAUGUCUUAGGUACAUUACCGACAACGGUUAUGCAUCUAAUGAACCGACAGUGAGGUUUGGGUGA
Molecule: messenger RNA, 513 nt
Organism: Exophiala oligosperma
Lineage: Eukaryota; Fungi; Ascomycota; Eurotiomycetes; Chaetothyriales; Herpotrichiellaceae
Exons: 2
Coding region: 1-513 (170 amino acids)
Source: RefSeq, a predicted model, not a curated record